This is a messenger RNA of Cottoperca gobio, 2413 nucleotides long. RefSeq names its product synapse differentiation-inducing gene protein 1-like. Lineage: Eukaryota; Metazoa; Chordata; Actinopteri; Perciformes; Bovichtidae. Gene Ontology annotation, cellular component: intracellular membrane-bounded organelle; membrane. The coding region runs from base 372 to 977 and encodes 201 amino acids. The record is from RefSeq and is a predicted model, not a curated record. The transcript has 4 exons.
GGAGUCAGCUCAGCCUCUGCCGGAGUUGUAUUGGAGAGUGUGAGCUCAGUGUGAUAGACUACUGUGCGUAAAAUAUACCUGUCAGACGCAGCAGCGGUGCCAUGGCAGCCAGAGCUCUGCGAGCAAAGUCCAUUCUUAUACACACGGAAUAAGUUCCUUUUAAGCGGAUGUCAUAUGUUGCGCUGCGAUGGCAGUUUUCCCAAAACUGAUGAUGUGAAGUAGAAGGUGCGUCCGUCCGUCUCCAUUGACUCAGUUGCGCCGAGGAACGAUGCUGAGCAAAGCUGCGGGAGGAUUUUCCACUACAGCAACCAGACUGGCACAUCUUUUUUGGACUUCAUCCUGUGAUCCGCUAAACGUUUGAACCUGUCGUCAUGGAGAGCCUCAGUGAGCUCCAGAACCCCCUGCUCGACAAAACCAGCAGACAAGUGGUGCACAGCGAUUAUCAAGGUUACCAGUGCGACUACCCGAGCCAGCCUUACCAGGACAGCCUCAUUGGCUACUACUACACUGGGACUAAUGGCAAGCAUAAGACUCAACAGUUCCUGGACGCCACAUCUCUGCAUCUGGCUGUGGAGGCCUUCUACAGGCCCAACUUUAUCCUGUACAAGGACGACGUGAGCCUUCACAGCAAGGACUCCAAGAGCGAGAGCUUUGAGACCACGUUCACAGAGAGUAAGGACGCUGUGUCGGAUGGAGUUUCAACAGAAAACGCUCUGGAUAGCAUACAAGGAGAGAAGGAUGCGAAGAUCCAGACGGUGUCGUACGAGGUGGAGGAGGAGCAGGGUCCUGAGUAUGAGAGCGACAGCUCCAGUGACAGUGAGAGCGAGGACAACUUCAUGGUGCUUCCCCCUCGGGAUUACCUGGGCAUAGCCAUCUUCUCCAUGCUCUGCUGCUUCUGGCCCUUGGGCAUCGUUGCCUUUUACUACUCUCACAAGGCAAGGCCAUCGCUAAGGGAGACUUCUCCAGAGCAGGGAUGAGCUCCAGAAGAGCUCUAUUCCUGGCUGCGCUUUCCAUCACCAUUGGAACAGGGAUGUAUGUGGGGGUGGUUGUGGCCCUCAUAGCCUACCUGUCAAAGCCUGGACACGUAUAGCGCUGGGUUUGCUCGGGGGGAGAUUGAGAGAAAGAGAAGGCAGGAUGGGAGGAGAGGAAAAGACGAGGUUGGACACGGCUCCUGGAGGCAUGUGCCGGUGCUGCUACCUGGAUGUCUGUGAAGCUAUAUGAAGAUAAAAGACUAAACCAGAAAAGAAAAAGAUAAUAAGAUGUUUGGAAUAUAACUUGGACUGCACCUUGAUCUAGACUGAAUCUUUACUUCUGGGAUGCAACACUCCCACCAAGGUAUUCCACCACCACAAGAAGAAGAAAAGACAGCGCUAAGCAGGACGACUACUCCUCCACAAAGACUGUGCUGUACUAAUGUCAGAAAAAACUGAGCUCGUAUCAGUAAAGAACUACCUACCUUUUAUCACAUUAGUCGUUUACAGCAGUUUUAUUUUACCUUUAUAGUAGGUGUGUUCUCUGCCAAUACUAUUGCAGGUUGUGUAUUGUCCACUUUGUAAAAAUAAUUUAUUGGAAAAAGAGUCAGCCAGUGGGCUUUAAUGUCAUUAAACUUCAAGAAUUAUACCGUAAAUUGAUCCAGCCGGUAAACAGAAGUGGACCCUUAACAGAAAGAAAACAAAAGUGUACACAAAGUGUCUAAGCAGUGGUCAAGGGGGUUAUUUAUGUUUAUUGUGUGCUGUAAAGAACGUCAAUAAAUACUUUUGGCAUGAAUAAUGAAACAUCCUCUGCCAUGUCUCUCAUCCUCUUAUUCUGGAGUGUUAGAGCUGUGAGUCCCAACCAGGGGGGAUUUUACUUACUUGCAAAAUAGGAUUAACAUUUGGUGUGAUGCUGAUCUUUACUCAUAACCUGCCCAUGAACCCGAGCCAGUUGUAACACAUUGACACCGUGGUUGUGGUGGAAGAGUAAUUUUUGCUUAGGAAGGUUCCUAACCGAGUGAAAUGACCUGCAGGUACCAGAGUGUCAGUCAUGAUACGAGCUGGUCAAAAUGCUAAAGGAAAGGAGACGCAAUGCUUCCUUUCCGAUCUCCUUUAGCAUAGGGUAAACUGGACCAUCCAGGACAUAUCGUCCCACAUUUCCUUCCUUACAUUUAGAGUGAGGAACCAUUCCGCAGAUCAUGUAAGUUACCGUUGUUUAUUUAACCUUUUUCCAUAACUUGCUUGAAUGUUUAUGUUUUCAACUUUCAACUAUGAACAUUAUGCUAAUUACUGUUUACAUUGUAGCGUAACCGAUAUGGUUAGUUUGCAUUAGUUACUUGUACACAGAAAGAUACACUGUAAUAAAUAUGACAAACUGUGUGAAAGAAAAGACAAUUUCUUGAAUUAUUAAUGUGAAAGCCAUUAAUAGACUUUACAAAAUG